Messenger RNA from Scomber japonicus (chub mackerel), 536 nucleotides. It is a transcript of the gene gtf2h5, whose product is annotated as general transcription factor IIH, polypeptide 5. Gene Ontology annotation, cellular component: transcription factor TFIIH core complex; transcription factor TFIIH holo complex. Gene Ontology annotation, biological process: transcription initiation at RNA polymerase II promoter; nucleotide-excision repair, preincision complex assembly; nucleotide-excision repair. The coding region runs from base 90 to 305 and encodes 71 amino acids. The record is from RefSeq and is a predicted model, not a curated record. NCBI's taxonomy places the organism in Eukaryota, Metazoa, Chordata, Actinopteri, Scombriformes, Scombridae. The transcript has 3 exons.
CACGCCGUACGUCAUUCCACAACAUUAGCAGAAUUAGCAUCACAGUAAGCAGCCAUAGUUAUAAGGAUUGUUUCUCUCCACCUGUCAACAUGGUCAACGUGCACAAAGGUGUCCUUGUUGAAUGCGAUCCUGCCAUGAAACAGUUCCUCCUCUACCUGGAUGAAAAGAUGGCCCUGGGAAAGAAGUUCAUCCUCAAGGACCUUGAUGACACACAUGUAUUCAUCCUGCAGGAGGUUGUUCCAAUCCUGAUGGAUAGAGUUGGCGAGUUAAUGGACCAGAAUUCAUUCCCCAUCACACAGAAGUGAUGCACAAAACUCUUUUCUUCUUAGACUUUUGACAGUUUCAGACUUUAUACAUUUACCUGAAUAUUUCCUCCGUUGCUUGAACUCCAGACAGAUGUGGAUAGAUUCUUUGGUGCAUUAAGAUGAAAACAUUUUGUGGGUUUUUUUUGUGCCAUUGUUUAAUUUCUGUUUAGUGUGUUUUUUCUUUCUUUUAAAUAUGUCAAUUAAAAAAUAUGUCAACACAUUUUGUUUCUU